AAAAAGACUCUAGUGCAGAGCAACAAACUAGGCAGCGAACCUCCUCAUUUGAAGGCUGUGACGCUGAGUGCUGCAGCAAUUCAAUACAAAGUUCGAUUCAGUAUGUCAACGUAUGUAUCGAGUGCCCCACAAAAGGACGCCCAGCCUGUGUGCCUGGGAAUUUCCAACAGCAACCUCUACCUUGCUUGUACCCAGUCGGGUGGUUCUUCCCCCGACCUGCUCUUGAAGGAGGUCAGUGGCCCUCUGAACACGAUUAAAGCCGGUGACCCGAAUGGGUACGACAGCCUCCUCUUCUACAGGAAAGAGACCGGCACGGCUUACAACAGUUUUGAAUCCGUUAAAUAUCCUGGAUGGUUUAUUACCACCGCUUUUGAUGACUGGGAGAAGGUGGAAAUGUACCAGGUGCCAACUAACCGAACCACAAACUUCACACUUGAGGAUCAACAACUACUCCCGAGUUAAGAAUCAGAUUUGAUCCAUAAACACAUUUCCAGAGAGUAUGUAC
Sinocyclocheilus grahami is the source of this 505-nucleotide messenger RNA. Its product is annotated as interleukin-1 beta-like. Gene Ontology annotation, biological process: positive regulation of gene expression; inflammatory response; macrophage chemotaxis. NCBI's taxonomy places the organism in Eukaryota, Metazoa, Chordata, Actinopteri, Cypriniformes, Cyprinidae. The record is from RefSeq and is a predicted model, not a curated record. The annotation marks the transcript as partial. The transcript has 3 exons. Gene Ontology annotation, molecular function: cytokine activity.